Molecule: messenger RNA, 5746 nt
Organism: Cynoglossus semilaevis (tongue sole)
Lineage: Eukaryota; Metazoa; Chordata; Actinopteri; Pleuronectiformes; Cynoglossidae
Product: enhancer of polycomb homolog 1-like
Exons: 15
Coding region: 635-3574 (979 amino acids)
Biological process (GO): regulation of transcription by RNA polymerase II
Cellular component (GO): NuA4 histone acetyltransferase complex
Source: RefSeq, a predicted model, not a curated record
CAUUUUGUAUAAGCUGUUUAUGUUGACUUUAGGUAUUUAUAUAUUAUAGUUUAGUGUUUAUAUUUUUUACAAUGCAGUUAUACAUUAAGUCACUUUUUGCUAACAUUUAAUCAUUGCACACAUUUAACAAAGCCUCACAGAUUUACUAAAUGUUACCAACGCUAGUCGGGUAUUAUUAGUCAUGGCCGCGGUUAAUUUAAAUAAUUAAUCUUUGUAUGUGUGGAUAGAGAAGAGACGGUUUUAGCCACACUUUGGCCCCUUCCCUUCCCCCCACCCCCGCAACGCGCAAGCGCCCGGGACCGCGUGGGAAUGGUCGGUGCGGGAACUGGGGGGUUGGACCCGCUGCGAGCGAAACAGCGCAAAAGAGUUUUAAAUGUCCGCCAUGUUGUCCAUGGCGUACUGAGCCAACGGUAGGGAGCGGAGCGUCAGAAAAAAACAGUCCGAGAGAGAGCGACCGAGAUCCGGGCCUUCCCCCGGCUCCGCUGGCGACGCCCUUUAUACGAGCAGGCGCCAUUCGAACGUCAGAAAAAACAGAGAUUAACCGCACAGAAACAUCAAUGAAAGCUCCACUCGACACCGUUGUGGAUUUAAGGAGAUCGGACAGAUUUAUAUCGACGCUCGAGUUGUGAAAAAAAUGAGUAAAUUGUCGUUUCGGGCGCGGGCGCUGGACGCUUCCAAGCCACUACCCGUCUUCCGCUGUGAGGAUUUACCGGACCUACACGAAUAUGCAUCCAUUAACCGGGCUGUGCCGCAGAUGCCGACGGGUAUGGAGAAGGAGGAAGAGUCGGAGCACCAUCUCCAGAGGGCCAUCUCAGCGCAGCAGGUGUAUGGAGAGAAGCGUGACAACAUGGUCAUCCCAGUCCCUGAGGCAGAGAGCAACAUCACCUACUAUGACUCUCUGUACGCUGGAGACUUCAAGAUGCCAAAGCAGCUCAUUCACUUACAGCCUUUCAGCUUGGAUACAGAGCAGCCCGACUAUGACCUGGACUCAGAUGAUGAGGCUUUUGUCAUCAAGCUGAAAAAGAAGAUGGAGAUCAGCUUUCUGCAGUUUGAGGAGAUGAUUGAUCGGCUGGAGAAAGGCAGUGGCCAGCAGCUGGUGAGUCUCCCUGAGGCCAAACUGCUGCUAAAGGAGGACGAUGAACUCAUCAAGGAGGUGUAUGAGUACUGGAGCCGCAAGAGGAAAUGCAGCAGGGCCAACGCACUACUUAACAACAUCAAGCAGGAGAAGCGUGACGGUUCCAGCACAAGUGACCCCUAUGUGGCCUUCCGGCGGCGCACAGAGAAGAUGCAGACUAGGAAGAAUCGUAAGAAUGAUGAGGCUUCCUAUGAGAAGAUGUUGAAGCUGCGCAGGGAUUUGAGUCGAGCUGUCACCAUCCUGGAGAUGAUCAAGAGAAGGGAGAAGAGUAAGAGGGAGCUGCUGCACCUCACUCUGGAGAUCUUUGAGAAGAGAAACGUCAUGUCAGACUUUGGAGGUGAGGUGAUGGCUGAGGUUUUGGCUGAGCGGGCGCUGGUGAGGCCACAGAUCAUCCCUCUGGUCCCACUUACCAACCAGUACAGACACCAGGAUCACAUGGACCUCAAAGACUACAAGUCAAAGCCUGACAAGAUGGAAGUUCCACGACCGAAGAGGAAGUACGAGAAGAAACAAAAGGCUCUGCCGCUGUUAUCAGUGGCUGCUCACCGCGGAAGUCCUGUUGUCUUUAACACCAAGGACCUCAACCAGUAUGACUUUCCCAGCUCGGACGAUGAGCCAUAUUCCCAGCUGCACUCGGGCUCCUCAGAAGCAGAGGAGAAUGACCCAGAUGGGGCCUACGCCUUUCGGAGGAAGGCAGGCUGCCAGUACUUUGCUGCUCGUCAGGACCGUGUGGGAAACUGGCCGUGGUGUGAUCCUUUGGAAGGCGGUUUGGCAGAAGAUCGGUUUCGCUACAGUCUCACUACACUCACAGUGCCACAGCGCUGCUUGGGCAUGGCCCGCCGGCGUGUGGGACGAGGCGGCAGGAUAUUGCUGGACCGGGCACACACAGACUACGACAAUAUAUUUCAUCGCCUGGAUCCUGAAGUUCUUGACUCGCCUUGCUUCCCCUCUUCCCCAACUCCCACCGCAGCUACUUUGCGCUCUUCAACCACCGACAAGCUCGCCAGUACCUCAGAAACAAAUACCUCGGACAGAAGUUCCACUUCUUUCUCCAACUCCUCCUAUUUCUCGUCCUGCCCCUCAUCCACGGACCUCAGUCAGAUACUGUUGAAUAUAAAGUCGUGCCGGUGGAGGCACUUUAGACCACGGACACUACCACUGCACGAGCUGGAUAAUGCCCUUCCGCUUUUUAGGAGGUUGAGUCGGGGCCUGAAGCCCCCGUCCAGAGCAUCAGGUGGAGGACAACCCUACGGCUCUCAGCGUCCAGGCAGGGCCAUCCCUGCACCAUCACCCGUCGCUGCUUUCACAGCUGAACAGUACCAGCAGCAUCAGGAACAGCUGACCCUGAUGCACAAACAGCAGCUGGAGCAAGUCCAGCUGCAACAGCAAGCCAACAGCACCACCACUGCCAACAGCACACAGGGCUUAGCGAACACGUUGGACCAGGCCAGCGCCCAGUUUGCUGCCUCAGCGCUCAUCACCGCCGACCAACUGCUGGCUCUAAAAACUAAGGAGGAGCUAUCCCUUGGAGGCGGAGUCAAUGGCAUCCUCUCCCCUUCAGGUGUCUAUAAGGGCUUGCACCUCUCAAGCACAGUGUCCCCGUCCCCAGCUACCCCGGCUCCUCCCGCCACCUCCCCGACACCCACCUUGCUCCAUCCCUGCACCACCAGCUCCGCCUCUGCCAACAGUAACAACAAUGGCAGCGCCCAUCCCGCUAACAACAACACCGCCACCACUCAGGUCCUCCUAGGCAACAACAGCCUCCGUCUUGGCGUACCAACUGGGAAGCGAGUUCACGCACCACGGACACUGAGCACCUCCAUGUCGACAUCCGCCUUAAAGUUCGCCAACGCCAACUGUCAGAAACCCAUACAGGGCUUAGCGAACACGUUGGACCAGGCCAGCGCCCAGUUUGCUGCCUCAGCGCUCAUCACCGCCGACCAACUGCUGGCUCUAAAAACUAAGGAGGAGCUAUCCCUUGGAGGCGGAGUCAAUGGCAUCCUCUCCCCUUCAGGUGUCUAUAAGGGCUUGCACCUCUCAAGCACAGUGUCCCCGUCCCCAGCUACCCCGGCUCCUCCCGCCACCUCCCCGACACCCACCUUGCUCCAUCCCUGCACCACCAGCUCCGCCUCUGCCAACAGUAACAACAAUGGCAGCGCCCAUCCCGCUAACAACAACACCGCCACCACUCAGGUCCUCCUAGGCAACAACAGCCUCCGUCUUGGCGUACCAACUGGGAAGCGAGUUCACGCACCACGGACACUGAGCACCUCCAUGUCGACAUCCGCCUUAAAGUUCGCCAACGCCAACUGUCAGAAACCCAAGGUCACUACAGCCUCGGCUUCACCACUGGAUAUAGUGCCCAGGGAGAACCAUGAACAGGACAAGCCAGCACUGAACAGUCUGUCAGAGAACACAGUGGCCAUGGAGGUUACGUAGCCUUGUGUGGCUGCAUCUUCUGACUUUUUUUUUUUAUAUAAUUUUUUUUUUACUGGUUGGGAUUUCUUUUCGGUGCUAUGCAUCACUUGGUAGUCACCAAUGCAAAUGGUGGCAGGAUGAGCAGAGCCUGGGUUUCCAUGGCAACCAUUUGGGGACAUAAUUGCAAUGCUCAUCUCGUACAAAUAUUUUCUUUUCUCCCGCACCCUGACCACGGCCCCUCCCUUUCUCCCCACAUUCCCUUCUUUGUUACUGUUAAUAAGAGAUCAUCUGUAAAUUCUUAAUAUGGCAAUUAUAUGUACAGUACUGCAUAUUUGUAAUACCCUAUGCCCCGCCCCCCUGAUUCUUGUAUAUAACAUUACUUGAAUACAGAAAUGUUCAUUUGUGAUGUUUUGCACUCGAGAUAUUAAAACAAAAACGAGAGAAAAAAAUCAAAUUAAAAGAGAAAACGACAAACUGCAACUGGUGCGAAAUGAGGUGUGAUAGAAAAAUGUUUGUCAUCAUGUGCAUGGUGCGGAAACCUGCUGUUUGAUCUAUUUAUUGUGCCGUGUUUACAACCCCCCCGGCCCCCUCCAAACGUUUUUUUAUAUAUAUAAAUAUAUAUAAGUCAUUGUAAUUCUGACUGGUUCCCCCCUGCUGUGUUUACGGUUCAGCUACAACUCUGUGUUUUCUUUAUCCUUUCAUUUCUUUCUUUUGGAUGUUGUGAACCUGGCCAAGAGAGGGCGUCUCACCGUCUCUGUCUGCAGGUAGGACAGUCAGGCAGAGAUGAAGAGACAAACGUCAGAUUUCAACAGAGCUGUCACUUUUAACCUCUAAGACGUUUUAGUACAAACACAUUUAGAGCCUAGCUUAAAGUUUGUGGUGUAAAAACCCUGACUGAGUUCAUCUCACAGCACAACCUCCCAUUUGAUCGCUCAUGUUGAGAUCAAAUGGGGGGGUUGUGGUCCCAACCUGGACAGUGGUAUCAGCUCCAGUCUUUUCAGUCUGGGUUUUCUCUUCAUUCAUUUUUCUGCUGCCUCCACCUUUGCUCCAGACUGCAGUUUGUUUGUCAAACCUUUACAUCUGUCAGAGUGGUUGUAAACAGGCGGAUGGUUUCCCAACAAACACCUCGGCAGCAAACCAGUGCUGUGUGGUACUUAUCCCUCGGUCCCAACAUGGGUUGAAGUCAGAUAACUGUUAUUUCAAAACUGCUGUCCAAGGAAGUAAUCAGGCUGCGUGGGAAGAAUGUUUGCUCCUGUUUUAUAAGUUCUGAGUGGAACAUUGUGUAUUUUGUUUCCCCCAGCGAAAACAAAAGGCCAACAUCUACGCCGCCUGGUGGUCAACUUAUUUUAUUGAAGUGACAGCCCUGGUGAAAAGUUGUGGUGGACAUCAGUUUGCCAGUUUACACUCAGCUCUUCCAUAGCUUUUUUUUUUUUUAAUUGUUGUUCUGGAGACAAGUAACAAAACAAUGGGGAUGAAGAAUCUUUCCCAGAAGACUUUGCUGCUUCUGACGUAUCUAAGCACUAUAUAAUUUUUAAAAAUUGAAUGAUGCUGCUUUUGUAUGAUUUCAGCCUGUGGUUUGCCACCAGUGGCUGUCAUUUCUUUGGUUUUCUUUAAAAAGAUAAUCCCCCAUUUCCCCCUUACCAAUUAAAAAAUAUUUUUGUACGUUCCACUAUGUUUUAAUUUUAAUGCUCCUCACAGAAGACUUCAUUCUUUUGUUACUUGUUAAUCUUAAAAAAGUAUAUAUAUAAGGGAGUAAAAAAAAAAUGCAGUAACUUACAUUUAUCAUCAUUCCAGCUUCUCCAUAAUACAAAAGACGUGUAUUAAUUGGGAAAAAAAAAUAAAAUACAAAAUUGUUUUCUCUACUUUCUUAGAACUCCAGAAGGCUGAAAAGCCAUGAAAAGUUAUCGGGUGCCUUUAUUUGGGGGGAAAAAUGAAAAUAUAAAAAAAUCUUUCUAAAAUGCUCUCUUCUGUGAAGAGUUUGGUACUGAACAAGGCUACUUGUAGUUUUUCUUUGUCUGUACCACAGUCCCGGUGCCCAUUCCAGUGGCCCAGCUGAUUCAUGAUUUUUUUAUAUAUCUAUAUAUAGUCUCUUCCACCACAACACACACACACACACACUCAUUGGGAAAGACUACGAAUUCUCUUGAAUUGUCACAAAGUGAAAUAAAAAUACAGGGCAUUAAGUGUCGUUGA